CUUCCUGUGUUUCACUUUCCUUUUGAGUUCACGGGUUUAUCGAACCUGGACAUUAUGGGUGUUAAGGCAUUAGAUUACGAGUCACUGAAUGAAAAUGUGAAGGAAGUUCAAUAUGCAGUUAGAGGUGAGUUGUAUCUUCGAGCUUCUGAACUUCAGAAGGAGGGGAAGAAGAUUAUUUUCACAAAUGUUGGCAACCCUCAUGCUCUUGGACAGAAGCCGCUGACUUUCCCUCGUCAGGUGAUUGCUCUAUGCCAGGCUCCAUUUCUGUUAGAUGAUCCUAAUGUAGGACAGUUGUUUCCUGCAGAUGCAAUUGCAAGAGCUAGACAUUAUCUUUCAUUGACUCCUGGUGGUCUAGGUGCAUAUAGCGAUUCCCGAGGUCUUCCGGGCAUAAGGAAGGAAGUCGCCGAAUUCAUCGAAAGGCGUGAUGGAUAUUCUAGUGACCCGGAGCUCAUAUUUCUCACGGAUGGUGCCAGCAAAGGCGUGAUGCAGAUUUUGAAUUGUAUUAUCCGUGGUCAAGGGGACGGGGUUUUGGUUCCUGUCCCGCAGUAUCCGCUUUACUCAGCUACUAUCUCUCUCUAUGGUGGUUCUCUUGUUCCAUACUAUCUGGAAGAGUCUGCAAACUGGGGUUUGGAUGUUAAUAAUCUUCGUGAAUCAGUUGCACAGGCUCGCUUUAACGGAAUAACAGUUAGAGCAAUGGUAAUCAUCAACCCCGGCAACCCUACCGGUCAGUGUCUCAGUGAAGCAAACUUGAGAGAAGUAUUGAACUUCUGUCACCGAGAAAACUUAGUUUUACUUGGAGAUGAGGUUUAUCAACAGAAUAUAUACCAGGAUGAGAGACCCUUUAUAAGUUCUAGAAAGGUUUUGAUGGAUAUGGGGCAACCCAUUAGCAAGGAAGUCCAGCUUGUUUCUUUCCACACUGUAUCUAAAGGAUAUUGGGGUGAAUGUGGGCAGCGAGGCGGGUACUUUGAGAUGACCAACAUUCCUCCAAAGACAGUUGACGAGAUCUACAAGAUUUCAUCAAUAUCACUCAGUCCAAAUGUUCCUGCUCAGAUUUUUAUGGGAUUGAUGGUCAACCCACCCAAAGCUGGAGACAUUUCAUAUGAGCAAUAUGUUCGGGAAAGCAAAGGAAUCCUUGAAUCCUUGAGGAGAAGAGCAAGGAUGAUGACCGAUGGAUUCAACAGCUGCAAAAAUGUUGUUUGUAAUUUCACUGAAGGUGCCAUGUAUUCUUUUCCUCAGAUCCGUUUGCCUCCGAAAGCAAUCGAAGCAUCCAAAAAUGCAGGAAAAGUUCCAGAUGUUUUCUAUUGCCUCAAAUUAUUGGAAGCAACUGGCAUCUCCACUGUCCCUGGUUCUGGAUUUGGUCAGAAAGAAGGGGUCUUCCACUUAAGGACGACUAUUUUACCGGCCGAGGAAGACAUGCCUGAAAUCAUGUCGAGUUUCAAGAAAUUCAAUGACGAAUUCAUGGAGCAAUACGAAGCUGUUAAAAUCUGAUAUGAUGA
Messenger RNA from Hibiscus syriacus, 1496 nucleotides. Its product is annotated as glutamate--glyoxylate aminotransferase 2-like. The record is from RefSeq and is a predicted model, not a curated record. Lineage: Eukaryota; Viridiplantae; Streptophyta; Magnoliopsida; Malvales; Malvaceae. The coding region runs from base 55 to 1488 and encodes 477 amino acids. The transcript has 14 exons. Gene Ontology annotation, biological process: biosynthetic process; photorespiration. Gene Ontology annotation, molecular function: glycine:2-oxoglutarate transaminase activity; pyridoxal phosphate binding; L-alanine:glyoxylate transaminase activity.